Oncorhynchus keta (chum salmon) is the source of this 3543-nucleotide messenger RNA. Its product is annotated as galactosylgalactosylxylosylprotein 3-beta-glucuronosyltransferase 2-like. The record is from RefSeq and is a predicted model, not a curated record. Gene Ontology annotation, cellular component: Golgi membrane. Gene Ontology annotation, molecular function: galactosylgalactosylxylosylprotein 3-beta-glucuronosyltransferase activity. The coding region runs from base 693 to 1595 and encodes 300 amino acids. Lineage: Eukaryota; Metazoa; Chordata; Actinopteri; Salmoniformes; Salmonidae. The transcript has 4 exons. Gene Ontology annotation, biological process: chondroitin sulfate proteoglycan biosynthetic process; carbohydrate metabolic process.
UCAUCUCCAUCCUCAGCGGACACUGACGUGUUCCUCUAGCAGUAUGACAAAGUAUCCCUCUUUUUCCUCCCCUUUUCCUCCACUCUCUUUCUCUCUUCGUCCAUUCCAGUCUUCCCCGUCCCCUUUCUCUCCACAUCGCAGUUUAUCAUCUCUCUGCACUGAAGCUCCUGCACCUGCUUCUCACCACUGCCCGCUAGACAACGACUCAACCAGCAUCCAACCCCGGGAAUGAUACCCUUUCUCUCAACACUACGGGAGUAGAGGCCAGUGGAUAGGUCUGCUUUUUGGUCUGUUUCAAAAGCUAUUUGUGGUUUAUCGGAAAGGCUGUGGGCUGAAGGCAUGUUAAGAGGGAUUACCUGUUGUUUUUAAGGGGUUCGUUUCGUCGCUCUGUUGUUCGAGGGAUAUGAUCAUCUCCACUUUUAUCCGGGAGGAGACUCAUCAAACGGUCCCGACCGGACUCGGACGUGACUAUGUUUACAUAACUCUAAAGGGGAUGAAUUUGGAGAUGUAUGACAGUUUAUUGGAGAUAACAAGAAACAAAGUCCUCAUGUCAAAAUAAUGGUCGUAUGUGGUCAUUAAAAUUAUUUUGGAGAGUGCAAAUUGUCGCCGAACGUUCGUAUAAUGCUUGGGUGUGAUGAAGUGAGGUAAAGUGAGUGCACAGCUCAGAUGUUUAAUCCCCUAACUUCGGCAAGAUGAAAUCGCUCUUCUACAGCCGCUUCUUCAUCCUCCUGCCCUGGGUCCUCAUCGUCAUCAUCAUGAUCCAUAUUGACACAAGGACGUCCGUCCGAAAUCCAGCCCUGGGCCGCGGAGGGGGCGCACAUAGGCAAGACAGAACCAGCCCACCCCGGGCCAACCGCUCCGCUCUCCCGGCAAUCUACGCCAUCACCCCGACCUACAACCGGCCAGUCCAGAAAGCUGAACUUACCCGGCUCGCUAACACCUUCCGCCAGGUUCCUCGCUUCCACUGGAUAGUAGUGGAGGACUCGACUGUGCGCACGGAGCUGGUGGUGCGCUUUCUCGCCCGCUCGGGGAUGCAGUACACACACCUGAACAUCUUUACGCCCCGCCGGUUCAAACGUACCGGGAUGCCCCGUGCUACUGAGCAGAGGAACACGGCUCUCUCGUGGCUGCGGUCACAUCGCUCCAUCAAGGACGUGGGGAUAGUAUUCUUCGCGGAUGAUGACAACACAUACAGUCUGGAACUGUUUGAAGAGAUGCGUUCGACGCGGGGUGUGUCAGUGUGGCCAGUGGGGCUGGUCAGUGGGCGGAGGUACGAGCGCCCCAUAGUGGAUAAGGGCAAAGUGGUGGGCUGGUACACUGGCUGGAGGCCCGACCGCCCCUUCGCCAUCGACAUGGCAGGUUUUGCAGUGAACCUCCAUGUGGUCCUGGGGAACCCACGGGCGUUGUUCAAGCGUAGGGGUUCCCAGCCUGGUAUGCAGGAGUCUGACUUCCUAAAACAGAUCACCAAGGUGGCGGAGUUGGAGCCCAAAGCCAACAACUGCACUAGGGUGUUGGUGUGGCACACUCGUACAGAGAAGGUGAAUCUGGGCAACGAGCCCAGACAUCGACAGGACAGUGUGGUUAUCGAGGUCUAAGGGGUGGGAUAACCAAGGAGGAAUAAGCAAGCCCAUUGGUUAGACAGACUGACAGUAAUUUCUUGAACUACACUACUGACAUCACCUUGCUUGACCAUAACCUUGAUAUGGAUUACACUAUGAUGGACAGGACUUUGGACCAAUUGCAUGGAUGGGAACUGCUGCCUGAAUGUUGUGAAUGGCUCAAUGAGAUUCCGGACCUCAAAGGGGACCAUAAUGCACUGGGGUGACCAUUGCUUUCCCAGGGGACUCUGCUCUCGUACUGCAAUGUGGCCCAGUCCCUUAUAAAAAGUGAUUCCUAUGAAGUAUGCAGGCUUAACAAGACCGCCUGUCUGUCUACAUGUAUGUGUGUAUGUAAACUCAGCAAAAAAACAAAUAAAAAAAUAGUUCCUUUUUCAGGACCCUUCUUUCAAAGAUAAUUAGUAAAAAUCCAAAUAACUUCACAGAUCUUCAUUGUAAAGGGUUUAAACACUGUUUCCCAUGCUUGUUCAAUGAACCAUAAACAAUUAAUGAACAUGCACCUGUGAAACGGUCGUUAAGACACUAACAGCUUACAGAUGGUAGGCAAUUAAGGCCAAAGUUAUGUCCGCAAUAGGAUGAGAGGGGCUGGACUGAGGGCUGUAUGCCUGUUGUAAGGCAGGUCCUCACCAUACAUCACCGGCAACAACGUCGCCUAUGGGCACAAACCCACCGUCGCUGGACCAGACAGGGCUGGCAAAAAGUGCUCUUCACUGACGAGUCGUGGUUUUGUCUCACCAGGGGUGAUGGUCGGAUUCGCGUUUAUUAUCGAAGGAAUGAGCGUUACACCAAGGCCUGUACUCUGGAGCGAUUUGGAGGUGGAGGGUCCGUUAUGGUCUGGGGCAGUGUGUCACAGCAUCAUCGGACUGAGCUUGUUGUCAUUGCAGGCAAUCUCAACGCUGUGCGUUACAGGGAAGACAUCCUCCCCCUCAUGUGGUACCCUUCCUGCAGGUUCAUCCUGACAUGACCCUCCAUCAUGACAAUGCCACCAGCCAUACUGCUCGUUCUGUGCGUCAUUUCCUGCAAGACAGGAAUGUCAGUGUUCUGCCAUGGCCAGCGAAGAGCCCGGAUCUCAAGCCCAUUGAGCAUGUCUGGGACCUGUUUGAUCCUAGGAUGAGGGCUAGGGCCAUUCCCCCAGAAAUGUCCGGGAACUUGCAGGUGCCUUGGUGGAAGAGUGGGGUAACAUCUCACAGCAAGAACUGGCAAAUCUGGUGGUCCAUGAGGAGAAUAUGCACUGCAGUACUUAAUGCAGCUGGUGGCCACACCAGAUACUGACUGUUACUUUUGAACCCCCCCCCCCUUUGUUCAGGGACACAUUCCAUUUUUGUUAAGUCACAGGCCUGUGGAACUUGUUCAGUUUAUGUCUCAGUUGUUGAAUCUUAUGUUCAUACAAAUAUUUACAAAUGUUAAGUUUGCUGAAAAUAAACGCAGUUGACAGUGAGAGGAUUUAUUUUUUUUGCUGAGUUUGUGUGUGUACCAGAUCAAUGAGUAUGAAACUGAACAAUAUGUGUGUAUGUCUGGAAAGACAUACCAAUAAGAACAUGGGCCGUGACUAGUAGAUCACCUGCUGGGUGUCGACUAACGAUGGCCAUUCGACAUGCACAAUCGUUGGGAAAUGAACAGGAAAAUCUCUUCCGAUGUUCUGUGGUCAGCGGCGACCGGACGGCCAACUCGCUACGCACGGCUAACAUUCCGGUUGGUUUUCUUGUCCUCAAGUGUCUGUGGGUCUGUGACACACUGGACCACAGAGACAAACUCCAGGAGUACAACUUUUAUUCCAAAUGACCCUCUUGUAAAAGCAGGAAAAAGAAAAGGAUAAACAACUUUACAAUAAAAGAGUCAUUGGACAAAAAUGGUCACAAUUAGUUCAUGGCUAUUCACUGUUUAAUGCACGGACAUAACAUUUCUCUCUGUACUAGGCACCAGAAAA